Molecule: messenger RNA, 244 nt
Organism: Pelobates cultripes (western spadefoot toad)
Lineage: Eukaryota; Metazoa; Chordata; Amphibia; Anura; Pelobatidae
Source: the annotation of a GenBank genome assembly
AUGGCGGCAGGCCGCAACAACAUGGGCACAAACAUGGCUGACUAUGCCGACGACUGCUCUGAAAUAUUAGAUGACUUCACAAGUGGGGCUGAAAUACACCACUCACCCAUCUUGACUGCUCCUCUCCAGCCUCAUCCACAAGCAGACACCUCUCCGGUGACCACAACGGUGCGCUUCCUGAGCCACGGAGACAGAUCUGCAGUCCUUCAAGAGACGGAAAUCCAAACACCAAAUGUAUUUGAGA